Molecule: messenger RNA, 1676 nt
Organism: Oryza sativa Japonica Group (Japanese rice)
Lineage: Eukaryota; Viridiplantae; Streptophyta; Magnoliopsida; Poales; Poaceae
Source: RefSeq, a predicted model, not a curated record
UAAAAUCCUCCACUGCCGAGCCAGUCGCGCCGCCGAACCACUCCGUCCUCUCCUCGCCCACCGCCGCCGCCGCCGCCGCCCAUCCUCCUUCCUCUCCUCGGGCGCUGAACCGCCGAGCUGAGCAGCCGCCCCGCCGCCCCCUCCUCCGCCGCCACAAGCCCGAUCGAGGGGUGUCUCGCCCGGGAUAUAUAUAUAUGGCGGCGGGGCCGGCGGGGAUCGUGUGGCAGACGCCGGCGAACCCGCCGGAGCGGCAGGACUACAUCUUCCGCGACGGGCGGCGCUACGUGAGGCCCUACUACUUCGAGUUCAUCUCCCAUGUGAAAAACAGAUGGGCUGGGAAGACCAUUGUUGACCUCUUCACCGAUGAGUUCAAGGGCCGGCCUCGUGAAUAUUAUGUUCAUGCAGUGAAGUGUGGGAGGCUUCAGGUGGAUGACCAAAUGGUUCACGCAGACUAUGUUGUGCAAUCAUCACAAAAGAUAAGCCAUUUCUUGCACAGGCAUGAACCUCCAGUUUUGGGUGGUGAUAUUACAAUCCUUCAAAAUGAAGCUGAUGUUGUUACAGUUUGCAAACCUGCAUCUGUUCCAGUUCAUCCGUGUGGUCAAUACCGCAAGAAUACUGUUGUCGGUAUUCUGCAAGCUGAACAUGGAUUGGUGCCCCUAUUUCCCGUGCAUCGGCUAGAUCGGUUAGUUUCAGGUCUCCUUAUAUUUGCUAAAAAUGCUGACAAAGCUGAAAGUUUCAGGCAACAGAUCGAAGCUAGUUUGCUGCAGAAAGAAUAUGUGGCCAAGGUUGUUGGGGUGUUUCCUGAUGGUGAGCAAACUGUUAAUGCAAAUGUGCACUUCAACGCACGGGAAGGAAGGAGCACUGCAGAGGUUUGUGAUGGUGAUGGUAAAGCUCCAAUUGGAAAACAAGCCUGCACCAAGUUUCAGAGGAUCUGUACUGAUGGAAUCCACAGCAUUGUCCUGUGCAAACCUGUGACUGGCCGGACUCAUCAGAUAAGGGUACAUCUAAAACACAUUGGUUACCCAAUAGCCAAUGACGAGGUGUACCUUUCCGAGAAUUUUUCUCCACGUUCGUCAAAGGGAACAAGAAUCAACAGAGCAACCACGCUAGCUUGUUCAUUGCCAUCUUCAGAUCCUGACAGUUGUGCUGACCUUGGGAACAAUGAUACAAACGAAGAUACAGAAGCCGAUGAGGAGUUCAGCAUCGAUCCGAUGUGUACGAAUUGCCCAAAUCUUGCUCCAGUAGGUUAUGAUGCAGAUGAGGAGGCAUUGUGGCUGCACUGUGUGCGAUAUACUGGUCCUGAUUGGAGCUACGAAUGCCCAUAUCCUGAUUGGGCCUUCCUUGAUAAUGUGUCGAGGAAGAAGUUGAAAUCAUGAUUAUCUUUCAUGGAUACUAGUACGGUCAGCCCACCUGCCCGAAGGCUCAAAUUUUGCUAAGUUUAUGAUUUGUUUGAUAUGCACAUAAACAGUGUAUGCGCCCAUACUGCAUUUUCUAGCAAGAAGCGCUAGAAUCUAGAUAGUGUUGUAGCUGUAUUUUUAUCGUACCUCUUUUUCUCCAAAGCUUGCAUGCUUUAAUAUACUGUCAUUUUGGAUGUUAAAUAGCUUAUCUUAGAAAUCUAAAGAUUACUCGAAGUCAUGUGCAAUGAUCAGUUGUAGGGGUUAACUUUGCUUGCUUCA